Pocillopora verrucosa is the source of this 2158-nucleotide messenger RNA. The record is from RefSeq and is a predicted model, not a curated record. NCBI's taxonomy places the organism in Eukaryota, Metazoa, Cnidaria, Anthozoa, Scleractinia, Pocilloporidae.
AUUCCCAGAAUAUUAAACAGAUGAAGAGAGAGGCAUUGAUCAGACUUUUAGAGGAAAGAUAUCGGCCUUGGAAUUCUUCUGCUUGUACCAAGCAAGGUAGAAGAAAACCUAUUCAAUAUGUCGUCAAACAUCACCUUAUCGUGUCCGAGCGUUACAAAACACUCUUCUGUUUCGUUCCUAAAGUAGCAUGUAGCAACUGGAAACGAAUUUUUCACGUUUUAGAAGAACAUUUCAACUCGUCGGAAGAUAUCACCCACGAAACUUCGCAUGAUUCAGGAAAGUUACGCUUUUUGAGACAUUAUUCAAACGCUACAGUAGUAGAUCACAUGUUAAAAACAUACAAAAAGAUUGCAUUUGUUCGCGAACCUAUGGAGCGAUUUCUGUCGGCCUACCGGAGUAAAUUUGCGCCUGUUGUUCCCCCUAGGAAGGGAUAUUAUUACAGCAUCGGCCUAGACAUCAUCAGAAGGAUGCGGAAGAACUCUACGGGGUUAACACCACAUUAUCCUACAUUUAAGGAAUUCGCAAAUUACGCGAUUACUACACCUUUUAGUUCUCAUGAUGAACACUGGGAUCGUCAGCAUAAUUUAUGCGCUCCGUGUGAUAUAAAUUACGACUUCGUUGGCAUCUAUGAUAAUAUCAAAGCAGAUGCUGACCUCGCUCUUAUGUUGAUGGGAGCUGAUGAAGAGGUUACAUUCCCAAAUGUCGAAGCUGCACCCGAAGGACAAGGAUCACAAACGAAGAUGAAGACUUUCUAUUCAGGAAUAUCACAAGAAGAAUUCACACGACUGCAGAAUAUAUACGCAAAAGACUAUGAAAUUUUUGGAUUCAAAAAGCCCAGUUAUCAAGAAAUAGUGAAUCCCUGAAUUUCUUCAGCAAGAAGGAAAAGGGGAGGCAAACCACAGCACGAAAAAGGAUUGCUGUUUAAAAUGGCAUAGAGCUGUGACAGCGGCAAAUUUUUGGAGCUAUGCUCACCUCCUAAAUUAUUAAAAUCUAUGGAGUACAACUGUGAAACAUGUAUAAAAUCAUUUGUUUUCGUAGCGUGCAAGGGUGUUACUUUUUUGAAGGAGAACUUGGCAAUGUCUUAAGGUUGCUUUUUUAAGAGUCUGCUCAGAAAAUAAGAACUCGUAGGUUCUGUCAGUAAUCUAAUCAUUAACUCGAACUUCCUGAUCGCAGGACCCAGUUACUGUAGACGGUUCCAACCACUGAAUGAUUUAAACUCAAUGAUGUGGAAUUGCUUUGAAUGCAAGAUGACGUGGACGAUUUUCUUUUCGAGAACCGUUGAUAAAACUUUUUACUCGAAGUUUCAAAACACCAUCAGGAUACAGCAUUGUAAGCAGAAAUGCAUAUUAUGAAAUAUGGCGUAGGUUAUAAGCAGAAUAAAAAAAAUUCUCAAAUGUCUUUUUUUAAAAAACAAUUAACAUUAAGAUGGAUCUGUAAUAAAUAUAGGAAAUGAGCUGCCAGUUGGAGUUAGCAAGGUAUGUAUCACAGACCUGCUAACGAUGGCUGAAAGUUGUUCACAACAUAAGAUGGCCUUGGCUAGAUGAGUUGAGAGUUUCAACGCAGAUGAAAAACCAUUUUUCAAAACUACUCUUUAUUAUUGUAUGUAACGCUUAAAAUAACAGCAAGGAAGUAUAUUUCCUCAAGUAUAUUCAUGGGAGAAGCUCUAAUUUUCUAUAACCUCCAAUCUUUUGAGAAAAGGGCUUCUUUGGGAGUCAAUAUGCACUGACAGUGACCAUGAAAGCCUAAAAUCAAUCUCAACUCCUUGGCAAGAGGUAUAUCUAGAGUCGAUCAGGGUAAUGGGGCCUAAGUUAAAACAAGGCAGGGGCACAGGUCAAAUAAAAGUGGGUUUCUCAGUAUCAUUGCCUCAGUUUUUAAUAGGUGGUUAGAUGGUUUUUGGUGCCCAAGGAUAGGAUUUGCUUUACUGUUUUGUUCGAUAUUAACCACACUUGGACCAGAGCAGUAAACCGUAGUGUUGUUUGCCGACAUAAAUAAAUAUCCAGAUUGUUGUGGUUUGGAGCACAUUGACAGAUGGUCGGUAAAACCUGGACCCAACAAGCGAGCUUUAAGAGACACCAUAGUGCACAUAGUCUGUGGUAGACUUGCAAUUAUUGACCUUAGUAAACUGGUGUCUACUUCAAUAAUAGCUCAUGGGCCAGUC